AAAAGUCUCGGUCAAUUAGUAGAGUUUAGACAGUGAGGAGAGCUCGGAGCAAGUAGGUCUCGGCGAACGCUCCACCAAUGACCAGCUAAGAGAAAAACGCCCCACUGCUCCUCCGACUUAGAUCUGCGGGGGUGGGGAGUCCACAAGUUUGUCUCUGGAUUUAGGGAAACCAUGGGAUUCGAGUUGGACCGCUUCAAGGGGACUGUGGACCCGGAUUUCAAAUGCAACUUGUGCAAUAAAGUCCUGGAGGACCCGCUGACGACUCCGUGCGGUCACGUCUUUUGCUCUGGCUGCGUGCUGCCCUGGGUCGUCCAGCAGAGCAGCUGCCCGGUCAAAUGUCAGCGGAUCUCCACCAAAGAGCUGAACCACGUCCUGCCUCUAAAGAACCUCAUCCUGAAGCUGGAGAUUAAAUGUGAUAACCAUACGAGGGGCUGCGAUGCCGUGGUGAAGCUGCAGCAUCUGGCCGAGCACGCCGAGAUGUGCGACUACUCCCCGGCGAAGUGCAGGAACAGAGGAUGCAGCGAGGUGCUCAACCUGCGGGACGUGGAUGCUCAUAUGCGGGAGACGUGCGACUACAGACCGGUGGAGGUUUGCGAGAGCGGCUGUGGGCUGAUGCUCACCCAAAAGGAGCAGAAAUCAAAUGGCCACUGCUGCCUGAGAGCCCUGAAGGCGCACAACAGCGCGCUGCAGUGCAGAAUGAUCAUCCUGGAUAGGGAGUUCAAGAAGCAGACCAUAGAAGCCAACAAGAGGGAGAAGGCUCUCCUGGCACAACUUUCCGCCGUGCACAGCGAGCUGCAGAUGACAGCGCUCAAGUAUCAGAAGAAAUUCACAGAAUACAGCGAGAGGAUCGACUCCCUCACCAAGACCGUGGCUUUCUCCUGCAAGGAAGGCGAGACUAAAAGCGUGACCGUUGUCCUUCUUCGUGAGGGCGGCUCUCUGGGUUUUAACAUCAUAGGAGGAAGGCCAUGCGUGGACGACAACGACAGCACUUCGAAUGAAGGAAUCUUUGUGUCCAAGAUCGUGGAGAAAGGUCCAGCAGACAAAGAGGGAGGCCUUCAGAUCCACGACAGAAUAAUAGAGGUAUGUGUGUCCUCCUCUGUAAUGCUUCAUGUAAAUGGGAGGGGGGUAGAAACUACUGAUGUAAUGACUGUCUGCACCAUAAAGAGGGAGAAACACCAAAGAAUCACUCCAUCUUUGUGUAUUUUUGAGCUCUGAGCUCAAGCUGAACGCAAUGCGUGACGUAUGGAACCUGAAUUAGCAUUUUGGCCUUUUAUUGGUGCUCCCGAAAGUCAAUCCUGCAGACGGUGAACGUCUCUGAUACGAUUCUACCAGUCGACAUAGACGAUGUCAAGUAGGGCAUCAUUGCAGAUAGGCCGAGAUAAACCUGAGGCGAGGCUGUCUGUCUUUACUGUUGCUGGCUGAUAGUGAGGGAGAGGAAAAGAUGUCUUUUACUUCUCUCGUCCCAGCAAAUAAAGCCCUUUCGACAGAGCAGCCAUGAAGCGUCCCCCUUUCGCCUCUAAACAGAACUUGAUGUGGAAAGGCCAGCUCACCCUGAGGUCAACUUGAGGGAUCCAUCGAAAAACUCAGCAUCACAAAGGUUGCUUUUAUAGAAUGGUUGUCAACCAGAAUCGCUCACAACGGCUGCUUUGAAAUGAGUCGUUUAUGUCAAUUGCAAGUGUGUAUUACCGCCGGCCGCAAGAUGACAAAUAUGGCUUGUCGCUGGCUUUAUUGUUAAACCUCAGUGAAAUUGCCCCCGGAGCAUUUUUGACCAGCUCAUUGCUCACAGAGACGCCUGUGGAAAGUGUUUACACACACGAAAAAAAGAAGACUCCCAACAUCUGGACUCCGCUGAUCGCUCUAUCCUGUCAUUUAUGCAGUCGAAUGCUAACUACUUGCAAAAAAAAAUGCCACAAGUCCUCUGGAGAAAGCCUCACGCUGUUGUUCCAAAUAAUAUGGUUGUAAAUCUGGCGACGUCGUGACUGAGAGGUUAUGAUGUGCUUCUCUUUGGUUUAAACCUCCUGAGCUCACACAGUCAAGUGUCUUGGUGCUCUCUGCAACUUAAGACCUCGUAACGAGGGCCGGUUGAACCAAAAAAGCCACUCAGAGAUCAGCGACUCGAGACCUAAAGGGACUUGGCGUGGGCUGCUAGCUGAUGUGUGGGGAGAUUAGCUCAUAUGUCACACGAACGUGUAAAAGUGUGUGUCUUUGCGAGCAUCUGCCCUGCUUGGCUUUAUGAGUUUGCGUGCACAUGUUUGCCUGGGCGCGUGUAAGCACAGGAUGCAUGCGUUAAUGGGCCAGAUGUCGCUGUAUUUGGUUACUUGAGAAGGUGUAUCUAUGGGGUUUAAUGCUGUGAUAGCCAAUCCGGAGCGGAGAGGACUGAAUUUGCUAUAGGAUAAUGCUUCCCUCGUGUUUUUUCCAUAUUGUUUUCGUGCUAUUGUAGGUGAAGCCACAGAAUCUCUCCAGUGCAGGAAAGGCCUAAGGAGGUAGCACAGGUUCCUAUAAAGUAACCUUUUCUUGACGAGAAGUGAGGGAUUGCCAUACAAUACCCAGCAAAUAAAUCAUCAGAUUUAAUAGACUGUUAAAGGCCGAUACUUCACAUUUACGCCAUUCAUCGGAAGGGAAACCUGAGAGCGAGGCAGCUUAUAUUUCCAAGGCUGCUUUUUUUUUUUUUUUGUUGACUGGUUGAAGCAAGAAAGUACAAUGUCACGGAUUCCUGGACCACAAUAAGAAAUGUGACAUCAAAACACAAUUUGCUGUUGCACAGCUUUUAUUCUGGACCUGAGGUGACUGGGUCUGUGAACUUUGUUUGUUCGCUGUCAAGAAUCAAAGACGAUGAAGCCCAAGUGCCUGAAGGCAGUUUCACGGUGUUUGGUAGAAACCAAGCAGCCUGUAACUGUGUCCUGUUUAGCAUCCUGUGAUGUAUGCUGGAAUUGCAGGAACAGCCAAACCUGGUUUAUCUCAUGUUUUACCAGAGAUUGUUUUUCAUGCACAUAAAAUAUGAUAUCCGUGACUUCUGUGUUAUCCUUUUUUGUAGUAGUAGUAGUAGUGGAAGUCAUGCUUGCUUAAGACCUUUGUUUAAUUAUAUCUGUGCUGCUUUUCAGUAUGGUUGCAGGAUGUGUAAAUAUCAGGCAGGGUGUGAGGUUUCCUUUUCUGAUUAGGCCCACAGCUAAUCAUCGCCGCUCAAUUUUUACGAGUAAUUUUCCAGUUUAUCUUUUUAAUCCUCCUGCCUGCCCGAACGUUCCCCGAGGCCAAGGUGAUAUCUUCAGAUUGGUUUUUAAAUCCAUGUUCUUACUUCUGAAAUUAGCUCGUUUUUCUUAGACAAGUAGAUGGAAAAUUGAAAAACAGACGACAAACUAACAAUCUUUUUUUUUUUUUGACUGAAGUGGUCCAAGGAUAACUUUGCAUGAGACAUAGUAAAUAUUUUUCUUGGGAGAACUAGUUGAGAUGGUGAAAUCAAGAAGACAUUUUAUCCCAGUGCAGUUUAAAAUUCGGCUUUUAUCUUAGAGUUGAAUUUUGAACUGGCUCGUAGAAAUUUAAAGUUUAUCAAAGGUUUAAGAUCGCUGCUUGUUUUUAUUUCAGUGAGCACCAGUAGCAGUCUUUAGCAGACAUGUUUUUAGCCAUAUAUUUAAGGCUACAGUCACACUCGGGGGAAAAGAGUUGUUGCAGACUAAUGUACAACCAAAGCUAGUGGGACUGUGUGCAAUGAAUGUGCAAUAUCACUGUCCUUGAAAUGAAUGCUUCAAUGACAGGAACCAGUCCUACAACCACUCAAAGUCAGGUCCUGUCUUCAAAGCACGUUUUGAUGCAUGACGAUGGCAACGGAACAACAAUAAGAAUGAGUCGGUCUAUCGUUCUGCUGUGUAUUUGUAAUUGAAUAGAAUCAAGUUGGCAGUGAGACGCAAUCUGUUUGUGUUAACACGGUAACUAACUGUGAUAAACUGGUAAAAACUGCCUGUUGCCAUCUGAUGGAAACCUGUUGCUGUGCCCACAUACAGAAAUUGACAUUAACUUUUUCAUUCACAGUCCAAGCAGCACCUCAUAGAUUUGAAAUGGAAUGAGAGAGAAGAGGAUGGCUACAUGUCUGCAAAACGAUGACGCUCAACAACAUUACUUUUACAGAGGAAUGUAACAAGAAUCUGACUCAGAUUGAUUGCAAACCGUCACCAAUCUGUCUGAGAGCGAUUGCACUUACUCUGAGUUGGGAUGGGUUGUUUAGAGGCAGGUUGGCUCUCAGUCGGCGAGAGCAGCAAAAAGCAAAUUAGCCCAGUCACCAGGCAACCGCUAAUUUAUUUCAAAAGGAGGCUGCCAUCCUAUUUUUAUUCUAAUUGGCUGAGCCUUAAGAAUAUAAGUCUAACAUUUGCUUUCCUUUUAAUUCUGCCAUCGGUCUUUUUAACUGCUUGAUGCUCUGCUGUGUUCAUCAACAAGCCAACACUCUCAUGUGGUGUUUGCGAGUCUGGUAGGCUACGUGCAAAACAAAGUACUGGAGUUUGAAUAUCAAAACUCUGGGCUAUAAGAGGUUCUAAAAAGCCUCAGUCAUUCUCAGUGGGUUGUAACUAUAAACGAUUUUUCAUAAUGCACCUUUGCACAUUUCCUCUGCCCUAAGAGGGGAAAAAAUAUUGAUUAAUACAGCUUUAAUAAGAAAUAAUUAAUAAAUGUGGAAUCCUUUAUUUUUAGCAUCAGUGCCCUCAUUUUCCAUUAUAGUGGAAAUGGAAAAAAAAGAGCUUUUUGUUUUUUUUAUCCUAACUCAUGAAAUCUGAUUUGCAAGCCUAUGGACGGGAUAGUUUUGACAGCCCUUCACAAUCGUGCCAUGGGGGCUCAACUGCUCUGUAAAGGACCAAUCACAUUACAGAGCAGUGAAAUGCUCGUGCACCUGUGGAGGCAGCGCUGUCAUCAGCCCCGCUGUUUUCUCUUCCUGUAGUAGAAGUGUUAGUUCCAGUAAAUCUAUAUGGAUGUAACAUGUACCUGAUGAUUCGUGGCUUGUCCUGCUAUAACAGGCUCUUAGCGGGGGAGUGCGACAGCAGAUGGCUGUCCUCUAACCGAGCUGCAGGCUGGUAUGAAUCAGCACACGAGUACCUUCUUGUUCAGACACUUCUUUUUUU
Haplochromis burtoni (Burton's mouthbrooder) is the source of this 5099-nucleotide messenger RNA. Its product is annotated as E3 ubiquitin-protein ligase PDZRN3-B. The transcript has 3 exons. Gene Ontology annotation, molecular function: ubiquitin-protein transferase activity; zinc ion binding; protein binding. The coding region runs from base 172 to 1215 and encodes 347 amino acids. Gene Ontology annotation, cellular component: plasma membrane signaling receptor complex. NCBI's taxonomy places the organism in Eukaryota, Metazoa, Chordata, Actinopteri, Cichliformes, Cichlidae. Gene Ontology annotation, biological process: regulation of canonical NF-kappaB signal transduction; positive regulation of JNK cascade; protein K63-linked ubiquitination. The record is from RefSeq and is a predicted model, not a curated record.